AUGGCCGAAUCUACCAACGAUGCCGUGCUCUACGAGGAGCCUUUCGUCAUCACGGCCAAGGACCACAAGAAGUACGACCGUGCCGCGCGCCUCACAGCCAUCUCCCACGACAACCUCACCAAGCUGGAGCUGGACAUUAACACCGAGCUGCUGCCCAUCUCCCCCGACGAGAACAUUGAGGUGUGCGUGGCAUCGACUCUGAGCUUGGAUGGUUCUGUCGACGAAGAGAGGGGCUGGCGCGAUGUUGGCAAAGGGGGCGUGCAGACCCUGGCUGAUGGCUACGACUACGUCUGCCAUGGCAAGAUCUACAAGUUUGAGGACGGCAAGGCGGCAAAGACCCUGAAAGUCUACGCCUCGUUUGGUGGCCUGCUCAUGGCACUGGAAGGUCCUGAUGCAAAGCUCACCCCACUGCGUGUGGACAGCGUAUACCUCCUGAUCAAGACUUAG
This is a messenger RNA of Cryphonectria parasitica EP155, 447 nucleotides long. RefSeq names its product RNA polymerase. Gene Ontology annotation, biological process: DNA-templated transcription. Gene Ontology annotation, molecular function: DNA-directed RNA polymerase activity. Bases 1 to 447 code for a protein of 148 amino acids. Gene Ontology annotation, cellular component: RNA polymerase I complex; RNA polymerase II, core complex; RNA polymerase III complex. NCBI's taxonomy places the organism in Eukaryota, Fungi, Ascomycota, Sordariomycetes, Diaporthales, Cryphonectriaceae. The record is from RefSeq and is a predicted model, not a curated record. The transcript has 2 exons.